AUGUCCAUUAAAUCAAAUAGCCGUGAAGUUAAAAGUUCCUCGUCUAAAGGAGCAGUAUCUUACAAAGACAAAUUCAAGCAGACGACAAUGGGCAACAAUAUGAGCGUAGAUGAGUCGCCGACACACAGAAAACGUGCGGUAGGAAGAGGUAGACACAUAUUUGGUGCAUCAUUCUUUAGAAAGUGGAGUGAUAAAGACACCCAGCAGUACAGAGAGGGAUACCCAGGGAAAAAGGAUCACCCAAGUCUGAAAGAAAACCUGCUAUUCUACACAGGGCAGAUCAAGUCUCACCCAGACGGAGAUUACAUACAAAAGAUCCAUGAGAACUGGUGGGGAAAUUUCAGGCUUCUGGAGUCUCACCAUGGCUACAUACAGUGGCUGUUUCCCAUUAGAGAGUCAGGCAUGAACUUUUAUUCACAAGAAUUACAGCUCCAUGAAAUCAAGAAAAUCAUGGAAGAUAAAGAAGCUCAUGCGCGAGUUCUCAAGUCUUACGAGAUGAUGCUUCAUUUUUAUGGCAUGGAGCUUGAGAGUAAAGAGACAGGACAGAUCAGACGUGGUGAGGAUUGGAGGUCACAGUUCCGUCAUCUCAACAGUUCCUACCAUAACUACCUGCGGAUCACCAGAAUUCUGAAAUCCUUGGGGGAGUUUGGAUAUGAGCAUUUAAAGCGACCAUUUGUGGAAUUUGUUCUGCAAGAGGCAUUGGAGACAGGAAAUCUAGCUAAUGUCCUGGAGAGCUGUGUUAACUACUGGAUAGGUACAAUUAAGGACGAUGAUGCUCGCAAACAACUAAUGGAUUAUGUUACUAAAAUGGAGGCAGGAUAUGGUAAUGAUGAUACACCUUCCGAUGAUGAGUUGAAGGAGGCACAAGCCCCAAAAGAGAAAAGUACAUUAAAAUCUUCUAACAGUGAAAAGGGCGUAAAUUCAAACUGUUCUGUCAGUAUUGACGAUGAAUUUAGUGAUGAUUCACAGGAGAUGAAAAUGUGGGCAAAUGCAGAUUUACUAGGAUCAGCAGACGUGGAAACUGUGUGUGAUACUGAUAUGAAGGCUGGGACAGAGGAGGACAAGAUGGAGGUUGAGCAGAGCCAAAUUGAGGAAUCAAACACACAACCACAGACAGACGAAACACAGCCCUAUAGCCUGAGUGAGGUUUAAACACCUUUGAUUUAAAACUUUUUAAAUAAAAACAAAUGCAUGCAUCAGUACAAGUGUCAUGGACCUCUUUAAAUGUACUGUUGUGCCAGUUAUGUAGAACCCACUUUCAUGUAAAUAUACAUACUAAAGUAAACAGUGCCAGUGCUUUGGACCUUAUGGUUAGAGUAGAGUUGUAUGUCUAUUGGUCUGAUGUCAGAUGUCAUCACUUCCUAUUCCAACCUUGUACAGUCUAAUACUCUGCUCUGGUUAGGGUAGAGUUGUAUGUCUUUGAUGGUCUGAUGUCAGAUGUCAUCACUUCCUAUUCCAACCUUGUACAGUCUAAUACUCUGCUCUGGUUAGGGUAGAGUUGUAUGUCUUUGUUGGUCUGAUGUCAGAUGUCAUCACUUCCUAUUCCAACCUUGUACAGUCUAAUACUCUGCUCUGGUUAGGGUAGAGUUGUAUGUCUGUUGGUCUGAUGUCAGAUGUCAUCACUUCCUAUUCCAACCUUGUACAGUCUAAUACUCUGCUCUGGUUAGGGUAGAGUUGUAUGUCUUUGUUGGUCUGAUGUCAGAUGUCAUCACUUCCUAUUCCAACCUUGUACAGUCUAAUACUCUGCUCUGGUUAGGGUAGAGUUGUAUGUCUAUUGGUCUGAUGUCAGAUGUCAUCACUUCCUAUUCCAACCUUGUACAGUCUAAUACUCUGCUCUGGUUAGGGUAGAGUU
This is a messenger RNA of Ylistrum balloti, 1852 nucleotides long. RefSeq names its product opioid growth factor receptor-like protein 1. Gene Ontology annotation, molecular function: opioid growth factor receptor activity. The transcript is spliced from 7 exons. The record is from RefSeq and is a predicted model, not a curated record. Bases 1 to 1152 code for a protein of 383 amino acids. Gene Ontology annotation, cellular component: membrane. NCBI's taxonomy places the organism in Eukaryota, Metazoa, Mollusca, Bivalvia, Pectinida, Pectinidae.